Messenger RNA from Eucalyptus grandis, 2304 nucleotides. RefSeq names its product probable serine incorporator. The record is from RefSeq and is a predicted model, not a curated record. The transcript is spliced from 14 exons. Lineage: Eukaryota; Viridiplantae; Streptophyta; Magnoliopsida; Myrtales; Myrtaceae. The coding region runs from base 671 to 1879 and encodes 402 amino acids. Gene Ontology annotation, cellular component: membrane.
GAAUUUGAUUUCUUAUUUCUGCAGCAAUUUGUCUUGAAAGUAACCCAUUGAGAUUCUGAAGCGGAAGCAACGAGCAAGAAGAAUAGCAUACGGCGGGAAAAAAAGAAGAAGAAAAGCAGAGGAGGAAAAAGAAGAACAAGAAGCCACAGAAACAUUCCCCCUCAAGAUCUCUCUCUCUCUCUCUCUUUCUGUGCAAUCGUAUAUAAGGUAAUAUAAAGAAUACAGAAAGAAAGUCCCAGAACAGGAAAUGGGAAAGAAUGUCUCUCUGUUCUUUCCCAGGGGGUGUUGAGUGAGAAAAGAGAGCUUCUUUGUUGAAAAUUUCAACACCCAUUGUGGAGAUCUCCCAAGCCCGGCCAACUCUCUCAUGGGUAAAAGAGUUUCUGUUUAAUCAACACAUCAUAGACCAAAUUCUGAGACUCAGCUGGUGUUUAAGUACCUCAGAAAGUCACUAUAGCAGAAUGAUGUCUGGUGCAUAUGGACAGGGCUUCAUGUGAUCGAAUCAAUAGCUGAUGUGACGCUGCAAUGACACAGCCUUUCUUUACAGACAUGUUGCACCUGCCUGUAGAUGCAGAGGGUCUUAUGGGAUAAGACGCAGCAAUUCUUGCUUGGUUGACCAUUUGAUGUGAACUAACACAUCAACUUGUUGCUUGGUCAACCAGUUAUCUGAUCUAUGACGAGCAGAGCUGAAGGAGAUAUGGAGAGUGGUGAAGGUGUUAGCAAUUUGAGGAGCAGUGUGUUCAAGGAUUGGUGCGGCCAAUUUCUUAGCUGCAACCCUUGGAUGGCCAGAUAUGUUUAUGGCCUUAUGUUUCUGGCUGCAAAUUUGCUGGCUUGGGCUGCUCGGGAUUAUGGACAUGGCCCCCUGACAGAAUUAGAACGAUUUAAAGGCUGUCAUGGAGCGAAAUAUUGUUUUGGUACAGAAGGGGUUCUGCGUGUGAGCUUGGGAUGCUUUACAUUUUUCAUCAUAAUGUUCCUCUCAACCAUGGGCACUAAGAAGCUGCAUGUGGCUAGAGAUCUGUGGCACUCUGGAUGGUGGUCUAUCAAGAUUAUUCUCUUGAUUUCCUUGACAGCUAUCCCCUUUCUCAUCCCUUCAUCUUUCAUCCUGCUUUAUGGGGAGAUUGCACAUUUUGGUGCUGGGGUCUUUCUCCUUAUUCAGCUUAUAAGUGUGAUCAGUUUCAUAAAUUGGCUAAACGAUUGCUGUGAGUCGGAUAAAUACUCAGAAAAAUGUCACAUUCAUGUAAUGCUACUGGCAAUGACCGCUUAUCUUGUAUGCAUUGUGGGGAUCAUUUUAAUGUACAUUUGGUAUGUACCAGAGCCAUCUUGCCUCCUCAACAUCUUUUUCAUCACUUGGACUCUAGUGCUCCUGCAACUGAUGACCAGUGUCUCUCUUCACCCAAAAGUAAAUGGUGGUUUCUUGACGCCAGGGCUCAUGGGACUCUAUAUUGUAUUCAUUUGCUGGUGUGCAAUCCGAAGUGAACCAGCAGGGGACCGUUGCAACAGAAAAGCUGAAGCUUCCAACCAUACAGACUGGCUUACAAUCAUUAGCUUCGUCAUUGCGCUACUUGCAAUGGUGAUUGCAACCUUUUCAACAGGCAUUGAUUCUCAAUGUUUUCAGUUUAGAAAAAAUGACUCGAAGAGUGAAGAUGAUGUUCCAUAUGGCUACGGCUUCUUCCAUCUCGUUUUUGCCACGGGAGCCAUGUACUUUGCUAUGCUGCUGAUUGGUUGGAAUACUCAUCAUCCCAUGAAAAAGUGGACUAUUGAUGUGGGUUGGACAAGCACUUGGGUUAGGGUUGUGAACGAAUGGCUAGCGGUUUGUGUUUACUUGUGGAUGCUUGUGGCUCCAAUACUAUGGAAAUGCAGAGAAUUUGGUGGAAUUCUAUGAGAAGUUUGGAAUGUCUCGGAAUUCUUUGGCUAGUGUUGGUUUGAUUCAAUUACUGUCCAUGUGACACAAGUUCCAAGUUGCAACUAGCACAGGGAGCUGUCCUCGAAGGCUCAACUCAACCAGAAAACCAACCGUGACCGGAGACUGGAACUUGAUCCAUUUGUGGGGCAAAGUCUAUCUGCAGUGGAAAAAAAGCAGAAAGUAGAAAAUAGAUAAUGGAAGGUUGUGGUUGACCAGGCAAUGCAUUUUGCCCCUGUAGAUAUACUCACAUAGGGAUGAAUUUGGUUUUGUACCAUACGAGAGAUUGACAUGCCAAAGGGUUUUGUGGUGUAAAAGUUUUAGCUGAUUUCAGUGCAAAGAGCAUUUGUUUAGCUGAGGAUGGAGUUCAUUACUACUGUCUCAGUGGAAAGAUGCAACAUUAAUCC